Molecule: messenger RNA, 1316 nt
Organism: Lolium perenne
Lineage: Eukaryota; Viridiplantae; Streptophyta; Magnoliopsida; Poales; Poaceae
Source: RefSeq, a predicted model, not a curated record
GUUUGGUUGCAAGGAAUUGGGCUCUGAAUUGGGGAAUCUAGAAUUGAGGGCCCAAUUCCGCUGUUUGGAUGUGCUAGGUAUUGAUCUGUGGAAUUGCUGGCCAAUUCCAAGCGGUGGCCCGCGCGAGGCAAAUUAUGUCGUGGCCCAAUUCAGAGCUCCCGACCUCUGUAUUGCCUCUGAAUCGAGCGACGGGCUCUCUCUCUCCCGAAAAAGUACGAGGCGCUCUCCUCCCGUCGCCUUCCUCCGCAGCGCCGACCUCCAGAAGUUGUGGAGAACAAGUGCUGAGACCAAUUCGUGUUGUUGCUACCAAGAAGCAUGGCUGAACCAAAAAAUAAGAAGGCUAGUAGGACUUACCUUGUGUGGACUAAUGAGAUGGACACUGCAUUAUUGUCCGUUCUUGUUGACCAUCACAACAGAGGUGACCAUGCACAAAAUGGUUGGAAGCCACAUGUGUACAAUGCUUGCAUAAAGCAUGUGAAGGAGACAUGUAAUAUUGUCAUCAACAAAGACAAGAUAGUAGCAAGAAUUAAAACAUUUGACAAGCAUUAUGAAGUCAUCAACAAGAUGCUUUCCCAGAGUGGCUUUGGAUGGGAUUGGGAUAAUAACAUGGUGAGUGUUGACAGUGAUGAAGUGUGGGCUAGAUAUGUGGAGGCAAACAAGGAUGCAGCUCCAUAUAGGCACAAAGAAGUGAAGAAUUGGCAAGCUAUCUCUACUAUAUAUUCAAAAGACCAUGCCACGGGUGCAGGUGCAAGGACAGGAGGUGAGUCUGCUCAAGUUGGAUCCUCAUCCGUUCCUCAGGUGGUGCUUGAGGAUGAUGAAGAAACUCCUGAGCUGCCUAAGAAGAAGCAACGCACUGCUGAUGCUAUCAUGAGCAUGGUGGGAGAGCUGAGAAUGACGUUUGAGGAGGCUUUGAACUCAACCGCCCCACUACCACCACCACCACCACCACCAGCACCAAAGGUUACUCCUUCAUCUGAAAUCUUGGUUGAACUGAAGAAAAUACCAGAUUUGGUGGGUAAUGAGCUGUUGAUAGCUUAUGGGAAGGUCACCGCCAACGAGCGCACCUUCGAAUCACUCAUGGCACUACCCAUGGAACUGAGGAAGGCAUGGCUCAUGACCUUGCCUUGAUGAUUUGUGAGACGUGCUGUAUCCAAUUUGUGCUAUUUGUGAGACAUAAUGUAUCCAAUUUGUGCUAUUUGUGAGACAUAAUGUAUCCAUUUUGUGCUAUUUGUGAGACAUAAUGUAUCCACUUUCUACUAUUUGUAAGACAGAAUGUAUCCACUUUCUACUAUUUGUAAGCAUAAUUGUUCACUUUC